AUGCGUCGUGCUCUGUCAUCGGUUUCCCGAGUGGCCUCGACCUCGUCGGCGCCCCUCCUCGGCUCUGCGGCUCUCAGGUCGCGAGCCGUCGCUGCCUUGGCCACUGCCGUCGAGCCCAAGAAGAUUUCCGUCAGGGAGGCCCUGCGUGAGGCUAUCGAUGAGGAGAUGGAGCGGGAUUCCCGCGUGGUGAUGCUCGGCGAGGAAGUCGCUCAGGAGCGAGUGGUCGAUACGCCCAUCACCGAGGCCGGUUUCGCUGGCAUCGGCGUUGGCGCGGCCAUGUCGGGUCUGGUGCCCAUCGUUGAGUUCAUGACCAUGAACUUCUCCUUGCAAGCCAUCGAUCACAUCGUCAACUCGGCGGCCAAGCUGCGCUACAUGUCUGGCGGUAUGUACAACGUGCCCAUCGUCUUCCGUGGCCCCAACGGUCCCCCCCGCGCCGUCGGUGCCCAGCACUCGCAGUGCUUCGGCGCCUGGUACUCGUCCGUGCCCGGCCUCAAGGUCGUCGCCCCCUGGAACUGUAACGACGCCAAGGGUCUCCUCAAGGUGCUCCACCUCUGCUCCGCCUAUGUGGUGCUCGCCGCCAUCCGUGACCCCAACCCCGUUGUGUUCCUCGAGAGCGAGAUUGGCUACAAUGAGACCUACGAGCUGAGCCCCGAGGCGCAGAGCAAGGACUACGUGCUCGACAUCGGCAAGGCCCACAUCGAGAAGGAGGGCAGCGACAUCACCGUGCUCACCUUCUCCCGCAUGGUCGGCGUCGCCCUCGAGGCCGCCCAGAAGGCCGCCGAGAAAGGCAUCAGCGUGGAGGUGGUGAACCUCCGGAGCUUGCGCCCGCUCGACCUCGACACCAUCGUCAACUCCAUCAAGAAGACCAACCGCUUCGUCACCGUCGAGGAGGGCUGGCCUCAGUGCGGCAUUGGCUCCGAGAUCAUCGCCCUUGCCAACGAACACUGCUUCGAUUUCCUGGACGCGCCCCCGGAGAGGAUCACCGGCGCCGACGUGCCCAUGCCCUACACCUGGCCGCUCGAGGACGAGGCCAUGGUGCAGACCCAGAACAUCGUGAACGCCAUCGAGCGCGUGUGCUACAGAAACACCACCAACCAGUAA
Molecule: messenger RNA, 1101 nt
Organism: Acanthamoeba castellanii str. Neff
Lineage: Eukaryota; Discosea; Longamoebia; Acanthamoebidae
Exons: 5
Coding region: 1-1101 (366 amino acids)
Biological process (GO): pyruvate decarboxylation to acetyl-CoA
Molecular function (GO): pyruvate dehydrogenase (acetyl-transferring) activity
Source: RefSeq, a predicted model, not a curated record